Strongylocentrotus purpuratus (purple sea urchin) is the source of this 2263-nucleotide messenger RNA. Its product is annotated as proton-coupled folate transporter. The record is from RefSeq and is a predicted model, not a curated record. The transcript is spliced from 6 exons. The coding region runs from base 471 to 1847 and encodes 458 amino acids. Gene Ontology annotation, cellular component: membrane. Gene Ontology annotation, molecular function: transmembrane transporter activity. Lineage: Eukaryota; Metazoa; Echinodermata; Echinoidea; Camarodonta; Strongylocentrotidae. Gene Ontology annotation, biological process: transmembrane transport.
UUAAUAGUAUUACCAUUAUGAAUAUGACAUUGUUACGUUUCCUUGAUAUUGUGCAAUAAUCGUCUUUAUAUUUUACUAUUUGCUCACCGGAAUGGACUAUGCACUCUCUGGACCUCACACGUAUUUAGCAUUUAGCUCUUUAUGCCUCCUGCAUGUGUGCAUGAAGUUGUAUGGUUGGCUUGACUCUGUGUCAUUAGGUGUACCGAUUGACACGGUAUAAGCGGUAUACGUUGUUCAUGGUGUACAUGCCUAUAAACUCCAACGGAGGACGGACAUGCUUGAAAUACAUGAGCAUUGAGACAGACUCUAGAAAUGAACUUGGGUAUAUCAAGUUUCAUCGUGCUUUACAUUUAGCUUCUGUGUGCCUUGCCAAACAGACACCGAUCGUACCCGAUACAUUGACUGUACAUAAAAUAUCAGAUCGCAUCUGAAGAUUCUAACUUUCAUUUGCUAUAAGCAAAGAAUAAAAGAUGUCCGGAGUCGUUUUGCGGGUCAUCCUCUUUGUUUUCAUGUGUGGUCUGGCCAUGCAAUGGCCCAUCACUCAGCAUCUAAUCUUUGAGAUGGCUUGCCAUCGUCUUGGCUAUUCAGAUGACGUCUGUUCUGAUCUCGGCAAUCAUACGGACGCCGAGCACGCCGUACAGGCUCAGGCCUCUACCAUCAUGACAUAUCAGUCCUUCUUUUGUGAUAUUCCUGGAGCGGUGGCGUCGCUCAUUCUUGGAGCGCAAAGCGACAAGGUUGGACGUAAGCGGAUCAUGCUUCUACCAAUCAUGGGCACGACCCUACUCGCUGUGAUCCUGCUAACAGGUUCAUUGCUGCAUACAACGUCCUUGGUCGCCAUAAUGGCCAGCUCGUUCGCAUUGGGCGUCAGCGGUGGGAUAGGGACCUUCAUGAGCACGGUGACCAACUACAUCACAGACACCACUCCUGAAGAUCAAAGGACUGAGGCACUCAGUAAGACUCUACCCUUCAUGGGGUUAGGGGUCAUUGUCGGACUUGUCUCCUCUGGUAUUCUAACCCAACAGCUUGGGGUAGCAGCUGCCUACUUCAUCGAUUUCCUCCUGAUGCUGGUAGUGCUCUAUCUUGUCGUCUUCCACCUCGAAGAGUCAAAGCCGAACGUUGACAAGUCUAAGGAUGCCCCAUCCCAGUCCGAAGAUCAGUCACAAGGGGUCUUUGCGACCAUCUGGGAUAACUUAACGGCGGGUGUCAAAGUGUUUACAUCGGAGAAAGAUAAUUUCGUCAAGCUCCAGUUGGCAGUAAUCGUUCUACAUGGCAUGAUUGGUUUCGCAAUUAUGGUUGCCGAGGGUAAUUUGCUGAUGCUGUACACCAAGAAGUCCCCAUUCACCUGGUCUCCUUCGAUGUACUCCAUCUUCACCGCAACUAAGAAUGCUCUAGGUAUCGUAGGUCAGGCGGUAGGAACCAUGGUGUUCUUUAAAGUGAUGGGCGCCAAAUCUAUCAGGAAUGAUUUCAUCUUGCUGCAGAUGGCAUCGAUGGCUGGGGUCGCCAUAAAUCUCAUCACGGCAUCGGCAACGUCAACCAGCAUGUUAAUGAUGACUUCAGCUUUCGUUAUGUUUGCCACACCUGGGCAAUCGGCAAGUGGUUCAAUAACAUCGAAACUCGUCAGCCCGGCACAUAAAGGUGCGUUCAUGUCUCUAGGUACGUUUCUCAACACCCUCACUGUACCUUUAGCAGGGUUCGUCCUGAAUAGUAUAUACUCCAACACCGUGCAGACCUCACCAGGUUUCGUCUUUCUAUGUAUAGCAUCAGCUCACGCAGUCAUUCUAUCAGGCAUUACAUAUGUUGUCUUGUUUACGAAGAAAGAAGCCAAAGGAGAUGAAAAGACGGACUAGGAUUCAUUAUUCAACUCAGUAUAUUUUGUUUAUGUCUGUUCAGAAUUAUCAUAGAUGUAUGCAAUGCAAAGACGCUAUUUUAGUUAUUUGAAAGGUUUCUAAUUUUGUAAGAUUAUGCUAAUUUAUUUAAAAUGCUGAAAAUGUAAUUAUCAGUGUAUGUUCUCAUGAAAUUUUCCAGUCCCGUUUUUUAAACUGAAGUUUCAGUCGACAAACUCAAAAAUAAAACAACCCGAACAUAUUGUGAUGUGUCACAACUUUCUUUUACUUUACAUUGGGGGUGGGGGCGGCAGCACUUUGCCAACGGCAUGUUGUUCAUGACAACGUAAUUGUAAUAUUUAUCGAAAUUUGAAGGCAUCGGGUGUGCCAACAAUAGAUAUUCGUCACAAAGUUAUCAUGGGUAUUUUGCAUCGGGGACA